CUGACCUCCUUCAACGUUCCCGUUCCCGUUUCUUUCCAAGACCAGUUCCCACUUCCCAAGGCUCCAACUAUCCUCUGCCAUUUGAAUCGCAAUAAUGGAGAGUCAGCCCUUAGUCUCACUCUCGCUCCAGUUUCAAGCAAAAUGGCGCAUUCUCAUUCGUCUUUCUCGCUUUCAUUCAUCAUUAUUAGAACCAGACCGCCGACCCUUUCGCUGUUCAUGCAGCGAGACGGGUAAGCCGUUCUUUCCAAAGUCAAUAUGACAUCUUUCGCUGACUCGCACGGAACCCGUUUCUUCAAAAUCAUUCUCCAGGGAACCCUUCGUGACAAGAAGCUCUUGAUUCCUGGGAGGUUCGUUGAGAAUUGCGGGGAGGGCUUGCUGGAUUCUGCAAUUCUGAAGGUCCCUAGUGGUCUGAGUUGGACUGUGGAUGUAGUGAGUGAUGGAAUUGGUGUCUGGUUUGGGAAUGGAUGGCAAGAUUUUGCUGAGUUUCACUUGUUGGAAUAUGGGCAUUUUCUGGUUUUCGAGUACAAGGGUUGCUCCAGUUUCUAUGUCGUUAUAUGUGAUAGGACCGCUACAGAGAUUGUAUACCCGAUUACUAGAACUGCUAGCAACCCGCAGCCUGCUGAUAAGGUUCUGAAACUGUUUCCUGAGCCUGUGGUCGAAGUGAUUGAGAAUUUCUGUGGUGGAGUUGAUGUGCCCCAAAGAAACAAGUGUAAAUCCCCUAUGGAGGUUUCUCAACCUCGUGGUAAGAAGAAGAAGAAGAUGAAGAGGGGUAGUGCAACCAGAAAUGGCAAUGUGAAGAUGGUGAGUUGCAUUGAGCAAAGUGCAGCUGGGCAUCAUUCGUCUGCACAAGGGCUUGGGGGCAAUUCGAUGGAGUUGGGACGCGAAGAGAAAGAGAGUGGUGAUGAGAUAGCCCCUGAAGAAUCUCCACUUGUGGAGGAACGUAUGCCUCUCACCGCAUUCACCUCACCGCAUCCAUGUUUCGAAGCUCGAAUGACUUCACAUGGGAACUGUAUGUACCUCGAAGUUUUUCUGUUAGGCAUAUUGGGGAAGAUGAGAAGUCAGUGAAGCUUCAGAUUGCGGAUAAAACUUGGCGCGUAGGACUAAAUUCGUAUCCAAGUGAAAAGGCUGUACACUUAUGCAAGGGCUGGCGUGUAUUUACAGAGGAAAACUCGCUGAAACCAGGAGACAUUUGCAUCUUUGAGUGCAUUCAAAGGUGGACUAACGUCCUGCUGAAAGUCACCAUCAUUAGAGAAUCUUAAUUUGGUUUAGGUGCCAUGUUGUUUACUUGGAAUACUAGAAGUUUUCGCUGGGGACAAUGUUCACAACUUCCUGCUUUGUGUAUUGAGGAUGAUGCUAUUGCCAAGUUUGAAUCUAGCUUUUCUUGUUUUAGGCUUUUAGCAGUAGCUCAGACCCCUUAGAGUCUUUUUUACCUUCCUGUUUCUAUCAUCCAUUUAAUGGAGUAUUGGAGUAUUAGAAUUAUGAGAUGAGAAGCUCAUUGAGUAACAUCUGAUUCUGCAAGAUAUUCAAUGAUCAGAUGAAUAUCGUAGGAUGGAGGCGAAUCACGACUACAGUGUUGUCAGCUUCCUGUUAUAGGAGAUGCUUGACAAACCUUCCACACCACCUUGAAGGCAUAUUCUGUUUUCGUCAAGGUAAGAAAAUUUGUGCCUUUUUGAACUAAUAUUGUUGCUGGAAGUUCUGCUGGGAAAGCUAGGAGCUCGGUAGGGGUAAAGAAAAAGUUACAUUUUCCUCUCUGUAUUCCCCUCUUGAAAAUUUCUCUUUCUCCUUCAUCUUCUUCAAACCCUACAGAGAACAAGUGUUUCCCCUCCAGAAUUUGAGAUCUCUCCCUGGAAACCAACCUCAACCAUGGCCCAUUUCUUGAAGCAUUUCAUUGAGCAGACAAUCACACUCAAGAAACUGGUAAACCCAUUUGUGCUAAAUGCUAAUAGCCAUUACUCAGAACAAAGAACUUUUGGUAUGUGUGUGGUUUUCCUAUAGGGAUGAGAAGAAUAUUUGCUUGGCAACAAUGCUUUUCUUCCAUUUGACUUCGAGCUUUCUUGAUGACUUCUUCAUUCUCUCUUGACAACAAUGCUAAUUGAUCAGUUCCCAAAACAUGCACUAAAGUAUUUGUACAGGAAGCAAGGUACCUGGUAAAUGCAAAUCUGUGCCAGCCACCUGUGAUUACCAAUAAGCUACUCUUGUGUGAAGAUUAGAAAGAAAAAAGAUGAUAUGGGUCUAAACCUCCUGUUCUUGAAAAUACAAGUCGUUGACAGUUUGACAAUUGACACUCAUAUCAUAUCCAACCACAGGACUCUAAUAACCAAAUCUAAAAAGCCUUUAUUCAGGACUAAUCUUUUUGAUUUAUGGGAAUUCGUUUGAUCAUUUCAUUUUCCUUCUCUGUCUUCUUACAAGUUACAAAUGUGACUGAUAAUAAGGGACUAUUGUCCAC
This is a messenger RNA of Linum trigynum, 2446 nucleotides long. The record is from the annotation of a GenBank genome assembly. Lineage: Eukaryota; Viridiplantae; Streptophyta; Magnoliopsida; Malpighiales; Linaceae.